AUGGACCCUAAGCCUCGGCCAAGUGAUAUAGCAUUACUGGAUGACUAUCUCUCGCACCCCGUCCUGAAGCCGGAUGUUUCCUGGGGCUUUAAUAUCUACCGCUGUGGCUACAGCAGUGACAAGGCGUGGCAGCGCAUGCUGCACCUUAUUGAUGAAACUAUUCAAGAAACAUUAGAGGUUAACGACGCAAUGGAAAUGUAUCCGCGCCAUAAGCCGGUUAUAGUGGAUGAUAGGGAGAUUUUGGAAGGGGCAACCUCACAUGACGUCCGAGAUCGUUUCAUCGCUUGGGUGUCUGAGGAAGUGCCCCGGGUGGUAUCGCGACCAGAGGAGUUCUUCGCACGCGAAGAAUUCAGCACGACCCUCCGUCGGGAAUGGACUCUGGAUGAGGGAUCCCGUGGUGAAGCUACUUUGGGUCAAUGGGGACCACUAGAGCCUCAUGAACGAAACUAUGCCGUGCAUCCAGACUAUGAGGACGGUGAGACGGAUGAGGAUGAUGAGGAUGUUGGCUGGACGUACAUGAGCGUGAUUGACUAUAUGCGUUACUACAACCAUCUGAAUGAGUACGACUGGUGGUAUAAUUUCUACGCGCGGCCGCCAUAUAUGAUCGAGGAGGAGCAAAUUCCAGGGUCUUGGAGGAAGGGCUGA
Molecule: messenger RNA, 645 nt
Organism: Aspergillus thermomutatus
Lineage: Eukaryota; Fungi; Ascomycota; Eurotiomycetes; Eurotiales; Aspergillaceae
Exons: 2
Coding region: 1-645 (214 amino acids)
Source: RefSeq, a predicted model, not a curated record